CAACAUGAAUUCAUUAGUGGUUCUAACGGGUCUAUUGACUUUGGUAUCGUCCGAGCCAAUUCUGAAAACUUCGGCUCAUAAUUAUCAUGCAAAUAUUGGUAUGCCUAAGGCUGAGAAGUUGGCACAAAUAGAAUCAGCGACUGACUUCGACGGAGCUCGGAUUGUUGGUGGUGAGGACUCUGUUUUGGGUAGAACUCCACACUUGGGUGGUAUCAUCAUUUCUCUAACAAAUGGCAAAAGUUCGGUCUGCGGUUCCUCUCUGCUUUCUAACACCAAGGUUGUGACCUCUGCCCACUGCUGGUGGGAUGGAACAUACCAAGCAAGGCGCUUCACCGUGGUGUUUGGCUCCUUGAGACUGUUCUCUGGUGGAAUUCGUGUGAAUACUGACGAUGUGGUCGUCCAUCCUCUAUGGAAUCCUAGCAAUUUAGACAGUGAUGUGGCUGUUGCUACUAUAAUGCAUGUUAAUUACAAUGACUACGUCAAGCCAAUCGCCUUGUAUUCUGGAGAUGCCCUGCAUGUUGGUAUCUGGGCGUCGACAGCCGGUUACGGCACAACAUCUGACUCCCAAACGAGUAUUUCACAAGCCACAACCCAAAAACACGUGAGCUUGAGAGUGAUCUCAAAUGCUGAGUGCAGACGUACAUUCAGGUUCAUAGCUGACACCGUAAUAUGUGUCACCACUCACAACGCAGCCAGCACAUGCGCUGGUGAUUCUGGUGGCCCUCUAGAUAUUGGCGAAGGAGACGAGAGAACUCUGAUCGGUAUUAACUCAUUCACCCACAAGGAGGGCUGUCAGCAUGGACACCCGGUUGCCUUCUCCAGAGUAUCAUCUUUUUACGCCUGGAUUACCAGCCGACUAUAAAUUCGAAAAUGUGUCAAAAUAAAUCAUUAUGCAGU
This is a messenger RNA of Pieris rapae (cabbage white), 897 nucleotides long. RefSeq names its product collagenase. Gene Ontology annotation, molecular function: serine-type endopeptidase activity. The transcript has 5 exons. Bases 5 to 862 code for a protein of 285 amino acids. NCBI's taxonomy places the organism in Eukaryota, Metazoa, Arthropoda, Insecta, Lepidoptera, Pieridae. Gene Ontology annotation, biological process: proteolysis. The record is from RefSeq and is a predicted model, not a curated record.